GAGGCUGCGCUGAGGCUGCGGGGCCGGAUGGCCGAGCCGCCCGCCCCGCUCACUCGGGCGGCGGCCGGCGGCGGGCGAGGAGACGGGGGCGAGCCCUCCGUGCCGGGAGAGCCAGCGGAGCCAUGGUGUCAUGGAUCAUCUCCAGGCUAGUGGUGUGAGUAGCCGCCGGCGAUUAGCAGCGCGGGGAUAUUACGGGCUUAUAUUUGGCACUCUUUACCCAGCAUAUUAUUCUUACAAAGCCGUGAAAUCAAAGGACAUCAAAGAAUACGUCAAAUGGAUGAUGUACUGGAUAAUAUUUGCGCUCUUCACGACAGCAGAGACGUUCACGGAUAUCUUUCUUUGUUGGUUUCCAUUCUACUAUGAACUCAAAAUAGCUUUUGUAGCUUGGCUGCUGUCUCCAUACACAAAAGGCUCCAGCCUGCUGUACAGGAAAUUUGUUCACCCAACGCUGUCUUCAAAAGAAAAGGAGAUCGAUGACUGCCUCGUCCAGGCCAAAGACCGGAGCUACGAUGCCCUCGUGCACUUCGGGAAGCGGGGCCUGAACGUUGCGGCCACAGCAGCUGUCAUGGCAGCUUCCAAGGUCUCUCAACUACUUCAUUUACACUUGUAUUUGGACCAGAAAAAAGGGCAGGGACAGGGGGCCCUGUCUGAGAGACUAAGGAGCUUUAGCAUGCAGGAUCUCUCAACAAUUCGUGGUGACAGCAGCAGCACUGUUCCUCCUUCGGUCACUGUACGAACAAGUAGCAAACAGAGCCAGCCAAAAACAUCCAGAAGUGCAUCGGAAGGCACUGGCAGCUCAGUGUGCACGUGUUGCUCAGUAUGCCGACUCCUCAGAGAUGUGAACGAUAAAUAUGAAAAGCCACGUGAGGCAAACUGUGAAACGAAAGACUCUGUGUUCUCAGAUGAUGAAGAGAACGAUUUAUUGGAUGGUGCAUCCAUGAACAAAAGGCCUAAAAAGAAGGAUCAACCCCUUGAGGCACCGCCUAGGACCCUUAGACCUCGCAUCAGGAAGAAAAGUACCUCGUCCUCUGCCACUGAAACAAUGUGAGUGCAAUGAGCCAAUAGCACCAAGAUCCACAGAAUGUCUCUCUUCUGCCUUAAAGAGCUACUCGUUAAUAAUGUAGGAAACAGCAGUGGGAUGGAUGUGCUUCGAUGUACAGCGUUGUAGACAUGGCCUUCCUCGCUCCUGUCUCUGUAUCCCGUCCCACGCUUCUCGCGUUUGUCAGCAACGUGGUUAGGACAGUCUGACAGACACCUGCAGAUGGAGAGUUCUUGUUUUGUUUGCUGUGUAUCCCCACUCACGCUAAUCCUGUAAGGCUGUACAUUUACACUUCUCAUUGUGUCUGCAUAGCUCUAGCUCUGUGAAUGCACAGCAACAACGAAAAUAAUCAGUUGCUCGUGAUGAUACACCGGCAGUGUAUUUAUUUAUGGCUUUAUCAUUAAGGAAGUGGAUUUGCAGAAGCCAUGGAUUUCUCUUCCCUCUCUUCCUCCUCAAGCCUGUGAGCGAUGUAACAAAUGCCUGAGUGCUUUAGCUGUGUGAAAAUGUCCAAGACUCAUGAGGGAAAGCUGAGCUGUAAUGCUGUUUCUCUUUCUUCAAGUGGAUCACAUGUAUUCUGAUUAAAUCGUUGUGCUAAAAAGACACAGAGACAGAACUUAGGAUGAGGAAGAGAUACACAAGAGGAAAUGAUUGGCUUCAACAAUGUAAUGAAGGGGGGAAGUCUUAAUUUUGAUCAUCCUGAGCCAGGAGAGUAUUGUGUGGAAAAUGAUGGCGGUGAGAAAACUGGAUCGUAUCGCUUGCGGCAAAUGUUCUACUGGCAGUCCUGAAGUAUGAGCAAGGCAGUCGUGUAGUAGCUGCAGCAACACAUUAGAAUUGCUUUAGUGACUCGCUUCCAGGGGAAAAUGAACCGUUCUCCCCUAACAGCCCCAGUCCCAGCGUUCUGCUUUCCUGGUGUGGUGCUGGAGUUUCCCUUACACAAGCAGAGCAGGGCGCUGGGGCUCAGCUGCUUUUUGAGGCCUGGAGUUUUGCCUGUAGCAUGGAAUUUGGUUAGAACCACGAGAACCAGGUGGAGUGUUGUAUUUGUAUCCGUAUAUAAACGAGAAAUAUAAAAGAAGAGGAAGAUGUUGUAGGGUUUGUGUAUUUGUGCUUCAAGUUGGUGUCUCUUGUAAGUGUUAAGCAUGUGAAAUUCACACAUAAGUUAAUUACGUGGCCCUUUGUGUUUGCUCUCAGACCUAUCUCAUAGAGUAGAAAACCAUUUAGCAUUGGAACGUGCCCUCACUGAUGAAUGACGGGCCGGAACCUGAGCAGUACGAUUCACUUAGUUGAGGUGCAGCAGCCCGGGAUGCCAAUAGCCGGUUGGAGUGUAUCAGGCUCAGAGAUAAAUCUGAAGUGGCCUUUAAAAGCUUUUCUCUGCCGGAUAUGCAUCGGCAGCCUGGAUGUCCCUGCCUGAUGCAUCCUCGAGGUCCCCCCAGAGCUUGCGAUGUAUGUGGGGAAGAGAGAAGUCAGCCAUGCGCACACACUGAUGUUUAUCCGACCAGGCUAGGAAGUGGAAAAAGCAAGCGGGUAUUUCCUGAGUCUGCCACCAUGUUUGGCCCCAUUACCUGAGAACUGUGUUUCCUUCACACGUGUAAUGCAAUUGUAUUUUCCAAUGGGUGAGAAGGAAGAAGCCUUCAGAAAAUACACUGGAAACAAACAAACAAACAAAUAGAAUUACAGAAGAGUCAGCCCUUAUGAGAUACUCAGCAAAUGCUUGGAGGAGCUAAGCUUGUGUGUUUUAUUUUAAAGCAGCUUUAAAGUUUGUUUGAUUUAUUUUGGCAAACAUUAAAAAGAAACAGCAAAACCGCCUGCAGUGUUAGCAGAAAUGAGAUCCUGUUGCAAGCAAGCCGUGUUUCCAUGCUAUGCAAUAGGUUGCCAUAAGAGAAAAAGCUGACAAGUUUGCACUCAAUUAUGCCAAAAAAAACCCCACAAAACAUGGAGCCACUUAACAUCUGAUCAGUUCUACUCUCAGACAUGCUGGAUUAACAUUGAUUCUCACUCAAAUUAUUAAAUGUGUCUAAUCUGCUGUUUUACUGUAAACUUUGACUGUUUGGAUUUUCUUAAGUGCUGAGGUGAAAUUGUUGACAAGGGAGUUGCCUUAUAUCUCUCCAAACAUCCAUUGUGUAAAUGAGACAAAUAAACCUUUUCAUAUCUCUGGCAAAAAAAAAAAAAAUGUAUUAAUUUAUCAACGGAGCUGUAUAUUUGUGUGUAGAUAGACAAGAAAUGUGAAUGCCGACCCGCGUGCACUUCGUGCUGUAGUGUUCUGUGUACAGAAGAGAACGGUCAUUUGCUUUUGAUUCCUCGUUUUCCACACACAGGUUGUUUACAGGUGUCGCCCCAGCUCUGUCAUUUCACCCUGUGGCUAUUUGCAUUCAUUUAAAAUAAACAUCAGACGUGAA
Molecule: messenger RNA, 3432 nt
Organism: Gallus gallus (chicken)
Lineage: Eukaryota; Metazoa; Chordata; Aves; Galliformes; Phasianidae
Gene: REEP1
Product: receptor accessory protein 1
Exons: 10
Coding region: 131-1048 (305 amino acids)
Biological process (GO): endoplasmic reticulum tubular network organization
Cellular component (GO): endoplasmic reticulum membrane; endoplasmic reticulum tubular network; cytoplasmic microtubule
Molecular function (GO): microtubule binding
Source: RefSeq, a predicted model, not a curated record